UCCUCCUCAUUUCGUUCCUUAGGGUUGAUCGCGAGGCUAGAUCGCUCAGUGCUCCGUGCCCUGCGUUCAUGUAGGAUAGCCGAUAGACCUUUCCGUUGCCAAUGGCUCCAAUUCGCAAAUGCCACAUGUGUAACCAACGAUUGACCUCCUAAGAACGAGCGCAUGGCGCGGCUCGUGUUGUCGAAGCCACUAGCAGUCAAGACAGGUCACGGCCUCGCAGCACAGCCGCUAUCACGGCUGCCGCUACUGCUAGCCCUUCUCGUCGCGUCCUGCCGCUCUCCGCCCGUUCCCUGUGCGUGCGCCUUGAGCCAGCUGGGCCGUGGGGCGAUUCAGCGGCACGCGCGGCUGGUGGCGCGGACCAGGUCGCACGGCGGAUGCAAUUACCUCAAGGGGAGCUGGGUGGACACGUCGACCAUACCAGGCUACAGCCCGCCCUACAGCCCCAGCUGCUCGCAAUUCAGUUGUGCUGACGUGGCAGAGGGGCACACGAACCCUUCCAGCUUUGUGUGGCAGCCCUUUCCCCCCUGCUCCUAUGACCUGUGGCGAAUGCAGCCACGUGUGCUGCUAGACAGGUACCGCAACAGCGUGAUAGCUUUUGUGGGGGACUCGUUCAGCGACAACCUCGUCUACUCCUUCCGAUGCACUCUCUCAGCAGCCACGCCCUUCAAGUACGUGCGCCUAUCUGUGGGUAACUACCGCUACCGAAAUGCUCUGCUGCUGCCCUCCUACAACCUCACUAUAGUCAGCAUCGGCAGCGGCAAGCUCACACGCCUAGUCAACACGACCUCAGCAAGGGUGAGGGUGGAUCCAGAGUGGGCCACCAUCCUGCCGCUCACCAGUGCCAUCAUCUUCACAUCCGGCCAUUGAUUCUUCCACCAGAAUUUCAUGUCACCGGUUCUGAAACUUCGCAAGUCACUAAAGGCUGUGCGUGACUAUAUCGAACGGACCAACUACCCCGGCGUCCCCCUCGUUGUAUCCUACUCACCGAUGCACUACCGUGUACAGUGCAGAAAGGCUGUCGCUCCUUCAAACAACAUCACAGCAGCUGUUGAAGGGGGGGACCUCCGUGCGAUGGUGGCGCUGAAAGAGCAGAGGAAGCUGCUAAAAAACUCCCAGAUAAGAUUAGUGGAGAUAACUUACAUGAGUAUGCUAAGGCCGGAUGCACAUUUGAAUAGAGGGUUGAAUGGGAGGAAGAAAGACUGCAGCCACUGGUGCUUGCCUGGUGUACCUGAUGCAUGGGUUGAUGUUAUCUACUCCAUGCUUGUGUAGGUCAUUCUUUAAUCUAUCAUGCC
Molecule: messenger RNA, 1292 nt
Organism: Closterium sp. NIES-67
Lineage: Eukaryota; Viridiplantae; Streptophyta; Zygnematophyceae; Desmidiales; Closteriaceae
Source: the annotation of a GenBank genome assembly